AUGGUAUCAUGGUCAAGAAAAUGGGAUCUACCUUUAAAUCUUUCCAAAACAGUAGCUUUGCAUUUCGGAGAGGCUCCUCAGAUUCCCUACUUCUGCAAUUCAACAACUAUUCAAUAUCAAGAGCAAGUUCGAGACCUUGAGAUUGUUCUGGAUGCAGUUAUGAUUCUCUGGGCUCUGUUCUUCAUAUGCGCUUUGAUAAUUAUAAUUAGAACUCGAAGAAAAGAUAACGUGUUGGCAUUUUUCCAUCCUUACUGCAACGCUGGAGGUGGAGGUGAACGGGUUUUAUGGUGCGCCCUUCGUGCAAUGCAACAAAAAUGGCCGCACUUGCAGUAUAUUAUCUAUUCGGGAGACUAUGACGCAACAAAAGAGCAGAUCCUUCUAAAAGCCAAACAGCGGUUUGGGAUUACCAUUGACCCAAAGAAUGUUCACUUUGUCUUCCUACGGUUGCGACGUGUGGUCGAGGCAGAUCUUUAUCCCCGUUUUACACUUAUAGCACAAGCGUUGGCUGGAUUGCUUCUCGGUUUCGAGGCCUUGCUUAAACUUAACCCAUCUAUUUUUGUUGAUAGUAUGGGAUAUAGCCUGACGCUUCCUCUGUUUCGGUGGAUCGCUGGAAGUAGAGUGGGCACAUAUGUUCAUUAUCCAACAAUUUCAUGUGAUAUGAUCGACCUGGUAUCGCGAAGAGAACAGUCUUACAACAAUGCUGACAUUAUUGUGCAGAGCAAUAUAUUAAGUCAUAGUAAAUUACUCUACUAUCGUCUGUUCGCAUUUUUUUAUGGUCUCACUGGUCAAGCUGCGGAAGUUGUUAUGGCGAAUGGAAGUUGGACUAGCGGUCAUAUAAAACGAUUGUGGCAUUGCGAUGAUGUAAAGAUAGUUUUCCCACCAUGUGAUGUCACUGCCUUCUUGACACUGGAGCAGAAUUCCGAAGAGAAAUUUUCUCGAGAUAAAGUUGUGAGGAUCAUAUCGAUUGGACAAAUUCGUCCAGAGAAAAACCAUCGAAUGCAGAUCGAGAUACUGCAGGUAGUCAAAAAGAAACUAGAAGAACGCGGUGAAGGAACUGAGGUCGAGCUCACUGUUGCUGGUGGCUGCAGAAAUGUAGCUGACCAGGCUCGCGUUAAGGAGCUGAAGAAUCUUGCAGCGCAGUGGGGACUGACUUCCAAUAUAAACUGGAAGCUCAAUGUGGCUUAUGAAGAGUUGCUCGAUGUUCUUUCGGAGUCGUUGAUUUCCUUACAUACGAUGUGGAACGAACAUUUUGGUAUUUCUGUAGUGGAAGGAAUGGCUGCUGGUACGAUUAUGUUGGCACAUGAUUCUGGUGGGCCCCAGCUGGACAUUUUACUACCAAUCGAUGGAAAGAAAGAGACACAACCGAUGGGAUUUCUCGCAGCUACACGAGAAGCAUAUUCACUCCCUCAGUACCCUGCACACUGGACCCUGCCGUCUCAGACGUCGGACGGUAUGGCGACCGGCGAGAGGCGAUCAAAUCUCAGGUUGCUCAGGACGUCAUUGAUUCUGGACCAAGGCGACACACGCACGACUCGCCAUGGAGACUGUCUCAGACUGUGUACUUACAACGCGAGAACAGUUUCCACAGACGCUGACCUGCAUGCCCUUCCCGGAGCUGCAGAGCGCAUCAAAUUUCACGUGAUUGCUCUGCAGGAGACCAAGUACAGAAGGAGCGACGUGCGACAGAUGAAUGACGGUACACUCGUCAUUCGUGGAGAGAAGGUUAUGUCGCGAAAUGUAGGCGGUGUUGGUUUUGUUGUGCACCCAUCUGUCGUCCAUCUCGUCGAUUCUCACGAAAUCCUGUCACCUCGUCUGGCCAUUCUUCGCCUCCGCCCUCUGCGCCAAAAAUCCAUCAGUAUCAUCAACUGCUACUCACCAACAUCAGCAACUGAUGAAUCCGAAUUGGAUGCGUUUUACGAGGAGCUGGAGGAAGUAGUCCGCAACGAGAAGUCCUACAAAUUCGUUGUCGGAGACUUCAACGCAAAAGUAGGAAAGGCCACAGAAGAGGAAUACAGGAUUGGAAGAUUUGGACUAGGGGACCGGAAUGAAAAUGGCAAUCGUCUCGCCGGACUGUUGUCCGCCGCUCGCCUCUUUCAUGGGAACUCUCUUUUCAUGAAAAAAGAUCAUCGUCGGUGGACAUGGGAAUCGCCCAAUGGCGCGACUCGUGCGGAGAUCGACCACAUACUCACCAACCGGAGGUGGUGUCUACUUGACGUCUCAGUAGUACCAUCCUUUUGUAGUGGUUCUGAUCACCGUCUCCUUCGUGCGAAAAUACGACUCAGCCACACGAUGGAAAAGAACAUCUGCUAUCGGCAACGAAGGAGAAAAGAAGUCGUCUACGACGAUUGCGUACUCGAGGACUGCUUGUCCCAAGGUGACUGGCACAUCGAGGAGGACCCAAACGUGGACUACGAGAUGCUGCUCAGAGGAUUACGAGCCUGUGCUGAACGCGCCUCGAAGCCGCGCACGACAAACUUGGAUCGAAUUUCGAAGACCACCAAGGCAUUGUUGGAAAGAAGAAGGGCUUUGAGGCUUGAUCCGAAUGCAUCGCACAUUGAGGGGUUAGUAGCAAGCACUAGCUGCAGAAAAGCGUUGCAGGAGGAUCUUUUGAAGUACAGGCAGAAGAAGAUUCUAGAAGCAGCACAAAGAACGAGUCUAAGGAAGUGCCGCAGGGAUCUCCGCGAAUAUAAUAUUCCGCUAGCAACCUUGAUGAGCAAAGACGGGACUCGCACGUCUUCUCAUCGUGAGAUUGAAAUCAUUACGAAGAAGUUCUACUCGAACUUUUUCCGUUCAUCAACUCCUGUGUCAAGCCCAAUCAUCCCCACUGGCGAAGCUCCACCACGGAUUCUCCCUUCGGAAGUACGAGUCGCUAUCAAGAGCAUGAAACCUGGCACCGCCUCCGGACCUGAUUUUAUAUCAGCAGACUUUCUUCGGGCUGUUCGCCAUCCGCUUCAUGUAAUCUUAGCAGCGCACAUGACAUCCCACCUUCAGAAAGAAAGGAUCCCAGACCAGUGGAAGACCUCGCGAACCGUUCUUAUCCAUAAGAAAGGUGACCGAGAGGACCUUCGGAACUACCGUCCGAUAUGCUUGCUGAGCGUGUUAUACAAAGUAUUCACUAAGAUCAUCCUCACGCGCAUAUCUAGGACGCUGGAUGAAGCCCAGCCUCAAGAACAAGCUGGAUUCCGCCAGGGAUUUAGCUGCUUGGACCACAUUCAGACCGUGUCGAGGGUCAUAAAGGUUUGCCGGGAAUACCGCUUCCCCCUUGUUCUAACCUUCGUCGACUAUGAGAAAGCCUUUGGCAGCGUAGAAACGAAUGCAAUACUGUCAGCACUGGUCGAUCAAGGUGUGGACGCGUCGUAUGUGAGGACAUUAGCCAAUUGCUACGAUCGAUGCACGACUAGGAUACAGCUUUUCCACCGCCCUCUCACCAUACCCAUUGGAAAGGGGGUACGACAAGGCGAUACUAUAUCGCCGAAGCUGUUCACGGCUGCAUUUCAAUGGAUAAUGAAAUCACUAUCCUGGGAAGAAAGGGGCAUACGUGUUGAUGGAAGGUUUCUUUCGAACCUUCGUUUCGCGGACGACAUCCUUCUCUUUUCGAGCAGUACCAAUGAAGCAGAAACGAUGCUCAACGAAUUGAACGAAGCAGGGAAGAGAAUAGGACUACGAAUAAACAGAAAGAAGACACAGUUCAUGAAGAACGCCCACUGCGAGGACGGAGGAGUACAACUUGAACGCUCCCAAAUCGUGGAAACUCCGUCAUACGCAUACCUCGGACGUUCUAUGAACAUGGAAAACCACUUGAAGGAAGAACUGGAUAGAAGAAUGAGAGCAGCAUGGGCGGCAUUCGCAGCCGUCAGGGAAGCUACGGACCAACUGACGGACGAGGAUCUUCGUGCCCAUCUGUUCGACUCGACAGUCCUUCCAGCGCUCUGUUACGCAGCGGAGACGUGGGCAGACACCGCGGCCACGUCUAGGAAGCUACUUACUACCCACAGAGCUCUUGAGAGAUGUCUCCUGAAGUUUAACCGGCGCACACAACACCUUGCCGGUCUUCGUAGCUCCGACUCCGAAAAGGAAUGCCCCGUCUUCGCGACCCAGCGGAAUAUGACCUCGUCAACGUCACUCACGAAGCUUGAGAACAUCUUGGAUGACAAUGGCGAGGGAACGAAACGAGUGGAAGAGAUGCUGGGGCCUGCACGUCCAGUGAAGACGGGCCAUCUAAUCAUUCCCACGAAUUUCGUGUGCUCAGAAGUGUUUCUUGCACAUCUCACGCAGCAAUCAAAUUCUCUUCAAGAGCUAGAGUAUGUGCGACUUAUACUGCACAUUAUUGACAUGACCCGGGCAGAACGCGACGCAGUUCGCAGAGCUGCACGAAAAUCGGUGAGCAGGUUCAGCGAGUAUGAGUUUGAUCGCAACUGGAACACUGCUAUUGAGCCAUUGUUGAUGUGA
This is a messenger RNA of Necator americanus (New World hookworm), 4449 nucleotides long. RefSeq lists its product as uncharacterized. The coding region runs from base 1 to 4449 and encodes 1482 amino acids. Gene Ontology annotation, cellular component: endoplasmic reticulum membrane. NCBI's taxonomy places the organism in Eukaryota, Metazoa, Nematoda, Chromadorea, Rhabditida, Ancylostomatidae. The record is from RefSeq and is a predicted model, not a curated record. Gene Ontology annotation, biological process: protein N-linked glycosylation. The transcript has 16 exons. Gene Ontology annotation, molecular function: GDP-Man:Man(3)GlcNAc(2)-PP-Dol alpha-1,2-mannosyltransferase activity.